AUGGCUAUGGAUUCCACUAAUGGAAGAGGUCUUGUUGAAGGUUGGAUGCAGAAAUUGGUAGGGGUUGAUUUCAUUUUUGCUCUUGCUGUGGCGAGGCAACUAUGGUUGAGGCGUAAUGCACUUAUUUUUGAGAAUUUGUUCAUGGCCCCCUUGCAGGUUUUGCAUGUCGUGAAGUCUUCUCUUGAAGCUUUUGAGGAAGCUAAUGCAACAAUGGGUACUAAACGUAGACUCCUAGGCAAUGGAAGUAUAAGCUGGAAAAAAUCUCCCUUGGGUGUACUAAAGAUCAACUGGGAUGCUACCUUACAACAAAAGACAAAAAAAUUGGGUGUUGGUGUUGUCAUUCGUGAUGAUAGUGGAGCUUUUGUGGCAGCUCUUUCCAAGAUUGUUCCCUACAUUGUCGAUCCUCUCACUACAGAAAUAGUAGCUGUUUGGCAUGCUGCCUAG
Alnus glutinosa is the source of this 444-nucleotide messenger RNA. RefSeq lists its product as uncharacterized. The record is from RefSeq and is a predicted model, not a curated record. Lineage: Eukaryota; Viridiplantae; Streptophyta; Magnoliopsida; Fagales; Betulaceae. Bases 1 to 444 code for a protein of 147 amino acids. The transcript has a single exon.